Messenger RNA from Nothobranchius furzeri (turquoise killifish), 2485 nucleotides. It is a transcript of the gene malt3, whose product is annotated as MALT paracaspase 3. Gene Ontology annotation, biological process: proteolysis. Lineage: Eukaryota; Metazoa; Chordata; Actinopteri; Cyprinodontiformes; Nothobranchiidae. The record is from RefSeq and is a predicted model, not a curated record. Gene Ontology annotation, molecular function: cysteine-type endopeptidase activity.
CUGACUUGUUCCGGGAAAGGGAAGAGUCGGCGUUUAUAUAUUGGAAGGUAUGAAAGCUUAGAACAGGAAAACACAAUCUGGCUGAGGUCCGACAGUUGCUCAACCGGUGCGAGGCUGACGGCAGGAAGGAAGACGAAAAUGCACAAAUGACUGGAGCUCGUCCCAAGCCUGGUCAAAUAAUGAUUAAAGAAAUCGUCAUUGUGCGCCAUCCCGUCUCAGUGUGCGUACCCGUGAACCAUAAGGUGACCCUGCGAGUCAGAGCUGAGGGCAAAAGCAUCCUCCACUACCAGUGGUUCACUGAAGAUGAGAGAGAAGUGCCUGGUGGUACUCAAGCUGACCUGACGUUUACAGCUGUAAAAACUCAGCUCUUUGUCUGCCGAGUGAAUGACCCCUUUAACAACUGUGUGUUCAGUGAGUGGGUGAAAGUAAAGGUCCUGGACAUUAAUAAAUCAGGCCUGCCUGUAGACUGGCAGGGUGAGCCGCACAUCGCCAUCAACCCUAAACCGCAGACCGUCCGACUGGGUGCUAAACUCACGCUCCGCUGCGCCGCCUUUGGCAUCCCCGCUCCACACUACCAAUGGUACAAAAAUGGACACCCUCUGCAGAACAAGACGAGUGACGCCCUGCAGAUUGACGGUGUAACAGCGGAACAUAAAGGGUCCUAUCUGUGCUCUAUAUCUAAUGUGCUAGAGGAGAGAUGGACAGAGCCAGUGGAUGUUGACAUUGUGCAACCAGACCAGGUUUCUCCUCCAGCACUCACAGCUUCAGAUAAAGUUGCUCUUUUAAUUGGCAACCUGAAUUACUCCAACUACCCGAGUUUGAUGGCACCAGUGAUGGACGUCCACGAGCUGUCCAACCUGCUGCAGCAGCUUGGAUUUAGAGUCGUUUCCUUGUUGGAUCUCACCAAAGAAGAAAUGCUGGCUGCUAUAGACAAGUUCAUUCAGCUCCUGGACAGAGGAGUCUAUGGCCUUUUCUACUAUGCGGGUCACGGGUAUGAGCACGCUGGAAGGAAUUACUUGAUCUCUGUUGAUGCUCCUCAGUCGUACCAAACCAAGAAUUGCAUCUGUGUGCAGAGGGUUAUGCACAGAAUGCAGGAAAGGCAAACAGCAUUGAGCGUAAUCCUCCUGGAUACCUGCAGAAAAUGGUACAACCAGGACUGCAUACCGUCUGUCAUUAUGCCACUGGGACCAAAUGGGAACACCGUGUAUGGUUAUGCCACAUGCGAAGAUGCCGAGGCGUACGAGGUCCAAGACGGGGGAAAGAGUACUGGAAUCUUCACAAAGUACCUGAACAGGCACAUACUGCAGUCUGACAAAGUCACGCAUGUCUUAGAAAAGGUUUCCGAGGAUCUUGGUCGAGACCCUCUCGUCAAAGGCAAGCAGGCAGUGGAAAUAAAACACACCAUGAAGGAAGCUCGAUCCCUCACAGAUAAAGUUCGAACCACUGGCCACACAAGGGAGCUACAUCUACGUGAUAUCUGCUGGAGACAAGCCAACGAGCUGCCCCGGAGAAAGCUGCUGAGGUUUCUCUGUGGAGUUGAAGUGGAACUUAGCUUUUCAGCCUUGUUCUCUAAUGUCUUGGUAGCCUUUGCAAACAUAAAAACCGUGGGUGAUCAUACCCAAGACUGCACCGUCGUGCUGAGCAGCAUACCUCCAAUAGAAGACAUAUUUUCAAGGUCUGCCCAAUCAGAAGAGAUGGACUCACUACUGUUAAAUAACUCAAAUAGCCCAGACUGCAGACUGAGACUUUGCUCUCUUCAGAAGCUCAAAGUGUCAUUGGCCAUCAAAGUGGAUCUGCAUUAUACUCACACAAAGAGCAAUCUGCGCCAAACUGAAAGCCAACAGAUUGACAUAGGAAAGCCUCUGGUUGCAUCCUGCAAACUUUACAGGGAGAUUCAUGCAGAAACGAGCAAAACGCAAGAGGGAACUUCUGCUCAAAGCAUGAGGAACAUUUCCAACAGCACAUCACAACAGCAUCAGACUCUGGCUCGUCCGUGCCACACUAGAAAGGCAGUUUGUGCUGCUAAAGCUGCAUCUGUACGGAGCAACGAACCUGAAGAGAACGAUGAGAAUGAACUCUAAGAUUUCUGUUGUCCACUUAAAAUGCUGUUGAUCCAGAAUCCUGUUUUUGUAAUUGAUGAUGGGUGAGAUAUUUAUAUUUUCUUUACAUUGCUUUUCACAUCUUAGAUUAACUGUAAACAUAUCUGCAAGAAUACUUUUAAAACAGUACUGUUUAUGACACUUAUUUUACUCCAGAGGCAAGCUGGCUGGCCUAUCGAGGACUUUACUUUCUAUAAUUUAUCAAAUAAAAAUCGUUCAUCACCACACUUCUAUUAAAUGUAUAUGCUUGGAAUUACCUUUCAACUCACUUUUAAAUUGUCUUUAUAAAGAAAUGUAAGUUUGUUAAUUAAUCAACUGGUUUUUCACAACGGUGCUGUAUUUAAUUUUAUAACUGCUUGAAAAUAAAGUAUGAUUUAGUAUCUUCA